Messenger RNA from Rhizopus microsporus ATCC 52813, 831 nucleotides. RefSeq lists its product as uncharacterized. The record is from RefSeq and is a predicted model, not a curated record. Bases 1 to 831 code for a protein of 276 amino acids. The transcript has a single exon. Lineage: Eukaryota; Fungi; Mucoromycota; Mucoromycetes; Mucorales; Rhizopodaceae.
AUGGAGAAUAUCAACACACCUUUAUCAGAAUUCAGCAUGGAAGAACUCUAUCAAGAGUUCUCUCGAAGAAUGCAAACCGAACAAGAACAAAGAUCGAAUGGAGUACCAAUACCGGUGGAAAUCCUUACCGAAUUGGAGAACAACACAGAGAUACAACUUCAAGAUAAUAUUAAAAGAUUCAAACGUGGCCUGCAACGAUAUAAUAGUAAAGAAUGGCUUACUCCAGAAAGAAUCAAUAAAUCUCUCUAUAACGAACUCCAAAAAAGAAAAGUUGGGGCCAACGAAGUCAUUAACGAAAUUUAUAAACUUACAGAAACUACCAGACAGCAAACCAAAGCAGCCAUUGAAAUUUACGAACAACUCACUCACGUACUCGAAAUCAUCGAAGGAGGACAAGACCCCAGAUCACUCCUUAACAGAGCUCAAACACAGAGCCAUCGUUUGGCAAUCUUUGGACUCUUACAGGGAAAACUCCAGGGAAGAGAAGCAAAAAUCCCCACUGCAGAAGCUCUCAACAUGCCAACCAGCGUACAACAUUUGUUACCAAAAAGAGAGGACAGCAAAUCAAACGAUACCUUUAGCGAUGAAUUUAUGCAACAGUACCACCAAGCCAUCUUCGAAAGAGGCUUACUCCAAAGAAAUUCCUUUAACAAUAAUAGAGGACGAGGAUAUGGACAAUUCUCAAGAGGUAAGAAUGGAAACUCAAACUCGAGAGGGGGUUAUAGAGGAUCACGAAGACGAGGUCAUUUUUUAUCCCAAGGCCAUCAAUCAACCAAUCACCAGGCGUACUACAGCAACAACAACAACAACGAACAUCAGAACAAGCAGUAG